This is a messenger RNA of Fukomys damarensis (Damara mole-rat), 2523 nucleotides long. It is a transcript of the gene Arsi, whose product is annotated as arylsulfatase family member I. The transcript is spliced from 2 exons. The record is from RefSeq and is a predicted model, not a curated record. The coding region runs from base 1 to 1728 and encodes 575 amino acids. Lineage: Eukaryota; Metazoa; Chordata; Mammalia; Rodentia; Bathyergidae.
AUGCACGCCCUCACGGGCUUUUCUCUGGUCAGCCUGCUCAGCUUCGGCUACCUGUCCUGGGACUGGGCCAAGCCGAGCCUCGUGGCUGACGGGUUCGGGGAGGACCGAGUGGAACAACCGUCGGCCGCUCCGCCCCAGCCUCCCCACAUCAUCUUCAUCCUCACCGACGACCAGGGCUACCACGACGUGGGCUACCAUGGCUCGGAUAUUGAGACCCCUACGCUGGACCGGCUGGCAGCAGAGGGCGUCAAGUUGGAGAAUUACUAUAUCCAGCCCAUCUGCACGCCUUCUCGGAGCCAGCUCCUCACUGGAAGGUACCAGAUCCACACAGGGCUCCAGCACUCCAUCAUCCGUCCUCGGCAGCCCAACUGCCUGCCCCUGGACCAGGUGACCCUGCCCCAGAAACUGCAGGAGGCGGGUUACUCCACCCACAUGGUGGGCAAGUGGCAUCUGGGCUUUUACCGGAAAGAGUGCCUGCCCACCCGUCGGGGAUUUGACACCUUCCUGGGCUCCCUCACAGGCAAUGUGGAUUACUAUACCUACGACAACUGCGAUGGCCCGGGAGUGUGUGGCUUUGACCUGCACGAGGGUGAGAGUGUGGCCUGGGGGCUCAGCGGCCAGUACUCCACCGUGCUCUAUGCCCAGCGCGCCAGCCACAUCCUGGCCAGCCACAGCCCCCAGCGGCCCCUCUUCCUCUAUGUGGCCUUUCAGGCUGUGCACACACCCCUGCAGUCCCCUCGAGAGUAUCUAUACCGCUACCGCACCAUGAGCAACGUGUCCCGGAGGAAGUACGCAGCCAUGGUGACCUGCAUGGACGAGGCUGUGCGCAACAUCACCUGGGCCCUCAAGCGCUACGGCUUCUACAACAACAGUAUCAUCAUCUUCUCCAGUGACAAUGGUGGCCAGACUUUCUCAGGAGGCAGCAACUGGCCCCUCCGAGGACGCAAAGGCACUUACUGGGAGGGAGGUGUGCGGGGCCUGGGCUUCAUCCACAGCCCUUUGCUCAAGCGAAAGCGACGGACCAGCCAUGCACUGGUCCAUAUCACUGACUGGUACCCAACCCUCGUGGGCCUGGCAGGUGGCACCGUGUCAGCAGCUGAUGGGCUGGAUGGCUACGACGUGUGGCCGGCUAUCAGUGAAGGCCGGGCCUCGCCGCGCACGGAGAUCCUACACAACAUUGACCCGCUCUACAACCACGCUCGGCACGGCUCCCUGGAGGGUGGCUUUGGCAUCUGGAAUACCGCGGUGCAGGCUGCCAUCCGCGUGGGCGAGUGGAAGCUGCUGACCGGAGACCCUGGCUAUGGUGACUGGAUUCCGCCGCAGACCCUGGCUGCCUUCCCUGGCAGCUGGUGGAACCUGGAGCGGAUGGCCAGUGUCCGCCAGGCCGUGUGGCUCUUCAACAUCAGCGCUGAUCCUUAUGAGCGGGAAGACCUGGCUGGCCAGCGACCUGACGUGGUCCGAGCCCUGCUGGCCCGCUUGGCCGACUAUAACCGCACUGCCAUUCCUGUGCGCUACCCAGCCGAAAAUCCUCGGGCUCAUCCUGACUUUAAUGGAGGCGCUUGGGGGCCCUGGGCCAGUGAAGAGGAAGAAGAGAAAGAGGAGGAGGAGGAGGAGGAAAGCAGGGCUCGGAGCUUCUCCCGGGGUCGCCACAAGAAAAAGUGCAAGAUUUGCAAGCUCCAGUCUUUUUUCCGUAAACUCAACACGAGGCUGAUGUCCCACAGGAUCUGAUGGGUGGGGUGGCAGGAUCUUGGUCACCUAGAUAUAUUUCCCCACUGCAGCCUGGUCCUCUUUCCUCUCAGGCAGAAGCCUGAGGUCGAGGCUCCAUCUGCAGGGAAAUGGAGCGGGUAGAGCCCCUCAGGAGGACAGGGUGGAAACCUUGCUGCGGCCUGGGAGUAAACCAGACUGGGAUGCCUGGGUUCUAGUCCUGCCUCUUCACUGACCUGUGCUGAGACCUCAGAUGGCCCACGUGAACUUCCAGCCUCAGUUUCCUCAUCUGUAAAACAGGCUCGAAUGACUUCAUGACUGUGGAGUGCACUCGGUCCCUGGGGUCAUGGUGGGGUACUGGCCGACCUUGCUGCCUCACAGUUACACAAGGCCUUUCCCAUCAUCCUGGUCUCUAUUGCUGCCUGGGUGAGGGAGACCACAUGGAGGCAGCUCCCAGCUGGACCCUAACUGGAACACGGUGAGCUGAGCUGGCUGCUCUUUUUAAGAGCUGAGGGUGAGGAGGGCCAUGUUGGGAGGCCUUCAUAUGGCCUAGGCCAAUCCUGGCCCGAUGUACUGGGGCCAUAGUGGAAAGUUCUUUCUGCCCCCAGCACCCAGAGACAUUGGCUGGGCUCUCAGCUGCUGCAGAAUCAAGGGCAGUAGAAACAGCCCCUGUAAAAAGAGCCCCUGAACCACUCAUCUCCUUUGACCUGAAGCACAGUUCUUCCUCUCCAGGUCUCACUGUCCUGUCUCUCCCUACCUCACAGGCUGCAGAAGACUGGCCAACCUAACAGUGGUGAAGGAGCCUAUGAACUUGAUUAA